Molecule: messenger RNA, 1535 nt
Organism: Tarenaya hassleriana
Lineage: Eukaryota; Viridiplantae; Streptophyta; Magnoliopsida; Brassicales; Cleomaceae
Product: probable LRR receptor-like serine/threonine-protein kinase At1g06840
Exons: 1
Coding region: 238-1491 (417 amino acids)
Molecular function (GO): protein binding
Source: RefSeq, a predicted model, not a curated record
UUAAGAACGGUACCCCACGUCACCAUACACACUCUAUGGCAUAUAUCUGCAAUCUACUAACAAGUUUCAAGGCCAUCAUGAGUCAUGACUCGCUCUCAGAUCAUUAUUCAUUCCGAGUUCUGACACUCCUCCACUCCCAUCAUCUAAUCGGACGGUUCUCAUCCACUCUCGCUCCCCUCUUCCAUCACCAUUCCACUAUCUCCACAGUUUUGAGCUUUUUCUCUUGCCUCUUCGAUCAUGGCUUCUCUUUUCUUUCUUCUCCUUCUUUCCCUUGCUCUCUCUUCAGCAGAAUCCAAGACAUUCUGGGCUGACGUGGAAGCUCUGAAAGAGUUCAAGAACUCUGUUCACGCCGACUCAGUGAGUCCCGGCUCGUGCCUCUCCUCCUGGGACUUCUCCCUCGAUCCCUGCGACAGCUUGUUUGGCGAGAGAUUCACCUGCGGCUUCCGCUGUGAUCUCGUCAUUUCUGGCUCGGCUCGGGUCACGGAGCUCAGCCUCGACCAGGCGGGUUACUCCGGCUCCCUCUCCUCCGUCUCCUUCAACCUUCCUUACCUGCAGACCCUCGACCUCACCGGCAAUUACUUCACCGGUCAACUUCCUGACUCGCUCUCCCACUUGACUCGCCUCACUCGACUCGCCCUGUCGAGAAACUCGUUCUCCGGGUCCGUACCUGGUUCCAUCGGAUCCAUAACGGGCCUCGAGGAGGUCCUCCUUGACAACAACCGCCUCGAGGGCCCAGUUCCGGCGAAUUUCAACGGUAUUUCCGGCCUGAAACGGCUCGAAAUGCAAUUCAACAAUCUCUCCGGCGAGUUUCCCGAUCUGGGUUCGCUCAAGAACCUCUCCUACCUCGACGCAAGCGACAACCGGAUAUCGGGUCGGGUCCCGUCUUCAUUACCCGAGUCGCUGGUCCAAAUCUCCAUGCGAAACAAUUUCAUCGGAGGCACAAUCCCCGAGAGCUUAAACCUUCUGAACUCUCUCCAAGUUCUCGAUCUGAGCCACAACAGACUCAGCGGCUCAAUCCCAUCGUUCAUCUUCACACACUCGUCACUGCAACAGCUGACUCUCUCCUUCAACCGGUUCACGUCCGUACAGUCCCCGUGGUAUUCCCCGUCGGGUCUACCGAGUCAGCUAAUAGCCGUUGAUCUCAGCAACAACGAGAUCCAAGGGAUAUUGCCUCUGUUCAUGAGUCUAUUACCCAAGCUCUCUGCUUUAUCGCUAGAGAACAACAAAAUUUCGGGUAUGAUUCCGACCCAGUAUGUCUGGAAGACGGUUUCACCCGGAUCGUAUUUCGCCCCGUUCGAGAGACUUCUUCUGGGCGGGAAUUUCCUGUUCGGAGCCAUUCCCGGUCCGUUGAUGGAGCUUAAACCAGGGUCGGCCAAUGUACAGCUCGCUGGAAAUUGCUUCUUCUGGUGUCCGACUACUCUUUUCUUCUGCCAAGGCCGUGACCAGAGGCCUUUCAUGGAAUGUAGAAAGUUUAGAGGUGUAAUUCCUUGAAUAAUUGUGACUAAAUAAUCAAUAAAAUGUUUUUUCGUUUGGUU